This is a messenger RNA of Chinchilla lanigera (long-tailed chinchilla), 702 nucleotides long. RefSeq names its product paired immunoglobin-like type 2 receptor alpha (gene Pilra). NCBI's taxonomy places the organism in Eukaryota, Metazoa, Chordata, Mammalia, Rodentia, Chinchillidae. The record is from RefSeq and is a predicted model, not a curated record. Gene Ontology annotation, molecular function: MHC class I protein binding.
CUGUUAAGAUCACCACGAAAAGACCCACCAGCAUGGCCCCUAAAACUACCAGAGCGGGUCUCCAGUUCACAGGAGGAAAGAGCUCAGAGCCUCCGUCCCUGAGUUUUGGAGCUAUAGUGGGGGUGGCAGUGGCUGCCACCAUUGCACUCAUAGCCAUAAUUGUGGGACUGAUGGUCUUCCUUAAGUGGCAGAGAAAAAAAGGUCAGCAGGUUGAAGCCCAAAGCCCCGCCGGGGAACUUGUCGAAAGCACUGAGAACUAUGAGAACACUAAGUACGAAGAAAAACAUAAAGACGCCCAGCUGAACCCCCAGAAUGACAUCGUCUAUGCCUCUGUCACCCUCUCCAACUUGACCUCACCCCGAGCACCUCUCUGCCAACCUUCCCACGAGACGCCCCAAGAAGAGAUACUGUACACUCUCCUAAAGACCUAGAGUGGGACUGGAGGACAAUCUGUGAGUCCGGUAGGAAUGAUCACAGCUUCCAACAGUAGCUAAGAUGGCUCAGAAGUCAGCGAGUUUGACUCAGAAGUCAGCCAGAAAGGAAUUGAAAAAGCCGUCUAUAUUAGUUCCCUCUUCAACUUCCAAGCCCUUGCUCAGAAACACAAUGACCCACAAAAUGUGUCGAUUGCAUUUAAAGACGAAACUGAUGUCAACUUCAACUUCUGCUUCUCCACUAAAAAUAAAUUCUAAUAGAUAAUUCUUA